AAAGGCAAAGAACAAGAAAAGACCACAGAUGUGCAAGCAAUUAAAACUCCAAUACCGGUACAUUCCCCGCAAAGAAGCACUAGAAAUCAUGCCUUGCUGGAGGCUGCAGGACCAAGCCAUGUGGCAAUUAAUGCCAUCUCUGCCAACAUGGACUCUUUUUCUAGCAGUCGGACAGCUGCCCUUAAGAAGCAGCCAAGUCACAUGGAAGCUGCUCAUUUUGGAGACUUAGGCAGAUCGUGUCUGAAUUAUGAGGCUCAAGAGACCAAAUCAAGCCUUUCAAAGACCCUUGAACAAGUUCUGCAGGACAAUGUAGCCCUCCCUUAUUUUAUCCAGUUUAUGGAACUACGCAGAAUGGAACACUUGGUUAAGUUUUGGUUAGAGGCUGAAAGCUUCCACUCCACAACAUGGUCCCGUAUAAGAGCACAUAGCCUGAACACAGUUAAGCAGAGUUCAUUGGCAGAGCCAGUGUCACCCUCAAAACAGCAGGAAAUUGCGUCGUCUUCUCCACCUGGAUUGCUUGAGGAGAGACUGGAGGAUUCUAGCACAGUCCAUCUGCUCAGGACCAAGCCAGUGGCUUCGGACAAGAAUGACAGAACUGGCAACAGCCAGAAACAUGUGCUCUUGGGUCAGGAGAGUGAUAAUAUGAGUGUUCUUUGUCUAAGGAAGUCUGAGACGGGGACCCAUUCUCUUCCAGCUGAUCAGCAAGAAUCUUCCAAGCUUACGGUAUCAGAUAGAAACAGCCCCUCCUCUGCACUAAAAGACUUGUCAGGAAAACUAAUGAAAAGUAUAGAACGGGAUGCAGUUAGUACUUUUACCAAAUAUAUUUCUCCAGAUGCUGCUAAACCAAUACCUAUUACAGAAGCAAUGAGAAAUGACAUCGUUGCAAAGAUUUGUGGGGAAGAUGGACAAGUGGAUCCUAACUGUUUUGUUACAGCACAGUCAAUAGUGUUUAAUGCAAUGGAACAAGAGCACUUUAGUGAAUUUUUGCGAAGUCAUCAUUUCUGUAAAUAUCAGAUUGAGGUGCUGACUAGUGGGACUGUUUAUCUGGCUGACAUACUUUUCUGUGAAUCAGCCCUGUUCUAUUUCUCUGAG
Molecule: messenger RNA, 1092 nt
Organism: Phaethon lepturus (White-tailed tropicbird)
Lineage: Eukaryota; Metazoa; Chordata; Aves; Phaethontiformes; Phaethontidae
Gene: AKAP10
Product: A kinase (PRKA) anchor protein 10
Exons: 6
Biological process (GO): intracellular protein localization
Cellular component (GO): plasma membrane
Source: RefSeq, a predicted model, not a curated record